UUAUUUUCAUUCCCAGGUUGGCCAACGACCGCAGUAAGAUAUGCUCGUGGUUGUUGUCACAAUCAUCGUUCUAGUGUUAAUAAGAAUAGUUGGACAAUUCUCAACGUCCGGAUAAAAUAUUUCAAAAUUUCGUGAUGAGUAUUACCUGUUUCUCCGCCAUUCUUCUCAUCCUACAUCGAAAUGUUGUUACUAGUGAGGUGUUUACCUCCCUGGCAGACAUGGAGAGCCUAGUAUCUACAGAAUUAGAGCUCACCAAGCAUCUUGAAAAUUACAUUCAAGAAGAAGAAAUUAGACUUAAACAACUGAGAGGAUUUCUAGAAAAAUAUGAAACCAUGUAUCAAGAAGCAAGUAAAGACGUGUCCAAAUAUUUGGCUAAUCCAGUAAAUGCUUACUUACUAGUCAAACGCCUCACCUCUGAUUGGAGGCAGGUAGAGGGAGUUAUGGUGCAGAAUAUUGGCUCUGCCAUCGUUCAAAAUAUCACGCAACAUCGUAAUGUGUUACGCUUCCCUUCUGACGAAGAUUUGAACGGAGCAGCCGUGGGAUUAAUGAGGUUGCAAGAUACAUAUAUGUUAGAUACUCAUUCUUUAGCUGAAGGGAAGCUCUUAGGGAAGAAGUAUUCCCGUCAGCUUACUGCUGGAGACUGCUGGGAACUCGGCCGUCAGUCCUACAUGAAUGGAGAUCAUUACCAUACCGUUCUAUGGAUGGGCGAAGCUUUAAACAAGUUCAUAGUUGAUUCCAACGAAGCAGUAAAACGAGAAGAAAUUAUUGAGCACUUGGCAUUUUCUACCUAUAAACAAGGUAAUGUAAAGGAAGCCUUACAACUAACUCACGAACUGCUAAGAAUUGUUCCGUACCACGAACGUGCGCUUACCAAUGUCAAGUAUUACGAAGACAUACUCCAUCAACUAGGAGUGAUUCAACUCCGCAAGGAAAACCAAGACAUGGUUAACAAAAUGGGAGUUUUUGAUACUACUACAUUAAAACUAAAGAAACCCCCAGGAACCGCAGGAAUACCCACCGAUCAUUGGGAGAACUACGAAAAGCUUUGCAGAGGUGAGAAACUAAUGGAUCCCAAAAUUGUGGCCCGUCUCCGAUGUCGUUACGUGACCAAUAACGUGCCGUAUUUCUUCAUUCAACCCGUUAAGAUGGAAGAGGCUUCGUUGAAACCAUGGUUAGUUCUUUUUCACGAUGUUAUCAACAACGAGGAAAUUGAAACUGUUAAAAAACUGGCGCAACCUAGGUUGCAAAGAAGCACCGUGCAAAAUAGUUUGACAGGUGAAAGUGAACCAACUAAAUACCGGAUCGCCAAAGCUGCCUUUUUGCAAAAUAAUGAACAUGAUCAGGUAUACAAGAUGAAUCGACGUGUUGGUGAUAUUACUGGACUUGACAUGGUUACGGCUGAAGAUCUCCAAGUUUGCAAUUACGGCAUUGGAGGGCAUUAUGAGCCACACUACGAUUUCGCAAGAAAAGGGGAAAUUCAAAAAGAUUUCGGCUGGGGUAAUCGAAUCGCUACUUGGUUGUUUUACAUGAGUGACGUUGAGGCAGGUGGGGCAACAGUCUUUCCAAAAAUCAAUUUAGCUGUUUGGCCUCGGAAAGGAAGUGCAGCGUUCUGGUAUAAUCUUCACCUGAAUGGUGAUGGUGACGACUUGACCCAGCAUGCUGCCUGUCCUGUUCUAAUCGGAUCUAAAUGGGUAUCAAACAAAUGGAUUCAUGAACGCAAUCAAGAAUUCCGCCGACCUUGUGGUUUGCAGUUCGACAGCGGAAUGUGAUGCAGCUAUGAUUGUUGGACGAUCGGAAAUUUCUUUAUCUUAUUUGUGUCCUCUCAGAAAAUAAUAGGUGCCUUUGAAUGGACUAUGGCGGACGUCCAACUUCGUUGUCCUUUGUUUUAUCAAAAGACUAGUAAUUUUGGGUUUUUCGUUUGUUGACGUCAUCGUGGUAAACUGUACUAAAGUACUGCUACUCUACCUAUCAUGAUAUUGUUUGUUAUAUACAGUCGCAACUGUAUAAGUUUCUUUACGUGUAGCUCAAAAAUUUGCUCUUUUACUGUGUAUUGGCGGAUGUUAUGAGCCUAUGGCAGAGGUUGAGAUACCUUAUUUGUUCUUUUUUUUGUUUCUUACACCCUACCCCUCAACCCAUAUUUACUUAACUCUUCUUUUAUCGUCAAUUACUAUUUCACCACGAUGUGUCAUACAAUUACGCAGCCCUAUUGUCUCACACUCUGAUGAAAUGAAUAGAGAAGACGUUUUAUGAUUCAGUCAAACGAUGGGACUGAAUGUUAAUUUCCAUGCCCAAGUAAGUCAGAGUGUAGCUUAAUACCGAUUCUUUAUUGUUAACACGUUAAAUAGGGUUGCUUACCGUAUGCCACAUCGUGAUAAAAUAGUAAUUGUGCUGCAAAAUGACAUUUCGCUAGACCGUAAGGGUGUAGACACAUAUAUUUUAGCUCUUUAAAGAAAAAAACAAAGAAACCCGUA
Molecule: messenger RNA, 2471 nt
Organism: Daphnia magna
Lineage: Eukaryota; Metazoa; Arthropoda; Branchiopoda; Diplostraca; Daphniidae
Product: prolyl 4-hydroxylase subunit alpha-1
Exons: 13
Coding region: 135-1769 (544 amino acids)
Biological process (GO): peptidyl-proline hydroxylation to 4-hydroxy-L-proline
Cellular component (GO): endoplasmic reticulum
Molecular function (GO): procollagen-proline 4-dioxygenase activity; L-ascorbic acid binding; protein binding
Source: RefSeq, a predicted model, not a curated record